CCCACUGGUGCAGGCGAUUUUCAGCGGCGAUCCAGAAGAGGUGCGGAUGCUGAUCUACAAAACGGAGGAUGUCAACGCCUUGGAUGCUGAGAAACGAACUCCUCUUCACGUUGCGUCUUUCCUGGGCGACGCAGACAUCAUUGAGCUGCUCAUCCUGUCAGGCGCUCGUGUCAACGCCAAGGACAACAUGUGGCUGACCCCUCUUCAUCGAGCUGUCGCUUCAAGGAGCGAAGAGGCCGUGCAGGUGCUGAUCAAGCACUCGGCUGACGUCAACGCUCGGGACAAGAACUGGCAGACGCCGCUGCACGUGGCGGCCGCCAACAAGGCGGUGAGGUGCGCCGAGGUCCUCAUUCCCAUGCUGAGCAGCGUCAACGUCUCCGACCGCGGCGGGCGCACGGCCUUGCACCACGCCGCUCUCAACGGCCACAUCGAGAUGGUAAACUUGCUCUUAGCCAAAGGGGCAAACAUCAACGCUUUUGACAAAAAGGACAGAAGAGCUCUUCACUGGGCAGCGUACAUGGGUCACCUGGAAGUUGUUGCCUUACUGAUCAACCAUGGUGCAGAGGUGACUUGUAAGGACAAGAAGGGUUACACUCCGCUUCAUGCAGCUGCAUCCAAUGGGCAGAUUAAUGUUGUAAAACAUCUCCUUAAUCUGGGUGUAGAGAUCGAUGAAAUGAACAUCUAUGGAAACACUGCACUUCACAUUGCCUGUUACAAUGGUCAGGACUCUGUCGUUAAUGAGCUGAUUGACUAUGGUGCUAAUGUAAACCAGCCUAAUAAUAAUGGAUUCACUCCCUUGCAUUUUGCUGCUGCCUCCACGCACGGAGCACUGUGUCUCGAACUGCUGGUGAAUAACGGGGCAGACGUAAACAUUCAGAGUAAGGACGGGAAGAGUCCACUGCACAUGACAGCCGUGCACGGGCGGUUCACGCGCUCCCAGACCCUCAUCCAGAACGGAGGUGAGAUUGACUGUGUUGAUAAGGAUGGUAACACCCCUCUGCAUGUGGCUGCACGAUAUGGACAUGAGCUUCUGAUUAACACCCUCAUAACCAGCGGAGCUGAUACUGCCAAGUGUGGGAUCCACAACAUGUUCCCUUUACACUUAGCAGCACUUAAUGCUCACUCAGACUGCUGCAGGAAAUUGCUGUCAUCGGGCUUUGCCAUAGACACCCCCGACAGCUUCGGGAGAACAUGCCUGCACGCCGCCGCCGCCGGAGGUAAUGUUGAAUGUAUAAAACUCUUGCAAAGUAGUGGAGCCGAUUUUAAUAAGAAGGACCAAUGUGGCAGGACACCUCUGCACUACGCAGCUGCAAAUUGUCAUUUCCACUGUAUUGAGACGCUGGUGACAACGGGCGCCAACAUCAAUGAAACGGAUGACUGGGGACGUACCCCUUUGCACUAUGCUGCUGCUUCGGACAUGGACCGAAAAAGAAAGAAUAUUUUAGGUAACUCCCAUGAAAAUGCUGAAGAACUUGAAAGAGCCAGCGAGAUGAAGGAAAAAGAAGCUGCAUUGUGUCUAGAGUUCCUGCUUCAAAAUGAUGCCAACCCAUCCCUCCAGGACAAAGAAGGGUACAACACGGUGCACUACGCUGCGGCCUACGGGCACCGGCAGUGCUUGGAACUGCUUCUGGAAAAAACAAACAAUAUGUUUGAGGAGUCUGAUUCGGCACCUACAAUAAGUCCUUUGCAUUUAGCUGCUUAUAACGGUCAUCACCAAGCCUUGGAAGUUCUUCUGCAAUCUCUGGUAGAUCUGGACAUUAAGGAUGAGAAGGGACGCACCGCUUUGGAUUUGGCUGCAUUUAAAGGACACGCGGAGUGUGUGGAAGCUCUCAUCAGCCAGGGUGCUUCUGUCACUGUAAAAGACCACGUCACCAAGAGGACCCCCCUGCACGCUUCGGUCAUCAAUGGCCACACGCCGUGUUUGCGGUUGUUGCUGGAAGUUGCAGACAACCCUGAUGUGACAGACGCCAAAGGACAGACCCCACUAAUGCUUGCUGUGGCAUAUGGGCACAUUGAUGCUGUUUCCUUGUUACUUGAAAAAGAAGCAUCUGUUGAUGCAGCUGAUCUCCUGGGAUGCACAGCUUUACAUCGAGGGAUUAUGACCGGGCAUGAAGAGUGUGUUCAGAUGCUGUUAGAGAAGGAAGUGUCUAUUUUGUGUCGAGACUGCAGAGGCAGAACCCCCCUGCACUUCGCGGCAGCUCGGGGCCAUGCCACCUGGCUGAGCGAGCUGCUGCAGAUGGCCCUCUCGGAGGAAGACUGCGGUUUGAAGGAUAAUCAUGGUUAUACACCCUUGCACUGGGCUUCUUACAAUGGUCAUGAAAACUGCAUAGAGGUACUAUUGGAACAAAAAUUAUUCCGCAAAUUCUAUGGUAAUAGCUUCUCUCCAUUGCACUGUGCCGUAAUUAACGAUCAUGAAAACUGUGCGUUGCUGCUCAUUGGAGCCCUAGAUGCCAGCAUUGUUAAUUGCAAAGAUGACAAAGGAAGCUGGGUUUGUUCACUGAUUUUUUGUUUCUGUACUUCAGACUUUUUGGUGAACGUUGCCAACGCUGACCUGACAUUAAAGGAUAAGGACUUGAAUACCGCUUUGCACUUGGCUAGCAGUAAAGGUCAUGAAAAAUGUGCCUUGUUAAUACUUGACAAGAUCCAAGAACAGAGCCUUAUUAAUGCAAAAAAUAAUGCAUUGCAGACACCUCUCCAUAUUGCUGCACGAAAUGGCUUAAAGAUGGUGGUUGAAGAGUUGCUAGCCAAAGGGGCAUGUGUCCUAGCAGUAGAUGAAAAUGUUUCUAGGUCGAAUGGACCCCGACCCUCAUCUGCAACAGAUGUACAAAAGGAAGAAUGAGACUUUAAAACAAACUCAGAAAAACAAACAAAAA
Molecule: messenger RNA, 2873 nt
Organism: Tinamus guttatus (white-throated tinamou)
Lineage: Eukaryota; Metazoa; Chordata; Aves; Tinamiformes; Tinamidae
Source: RefSeq, a predicted model, not a curated record